CUUUAUUAGUCUACCUCUGCUAUCUUUAUCACAUCAUCACACCCCAGUACACGUGAAGAUAACCGACAGUAAACGACCAGACAUAGGACUAGCAAACAGUGGACUGCUAUGACCCCCAGGAAUGACGGACUACAGGAAGGAGUACUCCCCCGUCGUCACCUCCCUCAACACGUACAAGAUCUUCCUCAUCGGCGAACAGCUCAGGACUUGUAUGAAUGGAGUAGGUCUUAUAAGGGACCGGAAAUACAGACUCAGAACGUACAGAUCCUGUUUCCAGGGCAAUGAGACCGUUGAUUGGAUGGUUCGCAGCAGACGAUGCGACGACCGUCUCACCGCCGUACGCAUAAUGCGCACUCUUCAAAAAUGGAGCUUUUUUCAUCAUGUGUGCGAUGACCACAACUUUAAGGAUGAACUGCUAUUUUAUCGGUUUCGUCGUGAUGAUGACUCUAUCGAAUCUCAGAAAGAUCUCUUACUCUUCUACAAAGUGCUCGAUAUUUACCACUCCAUAAAUACUUCAAAGAAAGGCAUAUUACGUGGCUACCAAGUGAAAGGACAGGUGUUCGAUAGAGCUUUCAUGGGAUCCGCGUUCGUUGAUUGGUUAGUCAAAUCAGGGAUGGUCGACACGAAGGAACGGGCCAUAAUUACGGGGAGGCAACUCCUGGAAAACGAUAUCAUCAGACACGUGACAGACGAUCACCACUUCCGGAACGACAGCAUGCUUCUAUACCAGUUUAACCUGGAUCUAGACCAGCGUCGGCGGAUGUCAGACGUCCUCAUCCUGGACGACACCCGCCGGAUGUCAACAGAUUCCCGCUCCUCAAAUGAGUCUCAAGAAAUCGCAGUGCGGAAUAUAGAGUCACGUGAUAUCGGUUUAAGCGAUAUUGAAAAUACUGAAAACAAAUCAUCUGAAACAAUAGAAUCCUCAUCCCCCAUGCAACCAAAAUCAGUGUUGUUACGAUAUGAAACUGCAGACGACCUAGAAUCUCCCGACACGCCCUUCAUCAGAUCCUGUCUCAGGAUUUUCAGCGACUCUGUGGGGUACGGGUUUGUGAUUCGUGGGAUCGGCCCUACCUAUGUACAGACGGUGGACCCCGAGGGACCAGCAGCCGAUGCUGGGCUCAAGGUUCGUCAGUACAUAUACUCGGUGAAUGGUGAGAACGUUUUGCGGGAGGAUCACCAUACUGUGGCGCAAAGGAUCAUGGGAAGUAACAGGGACUACAUCAACCUUUGUGUCAUGUCUCACAAACGGGAACUGAAAGAAAAAUGAACCAAUUCUCAUGACAGAAAAAUAUGUCAAAGGAUCAAACCGCACCCCAACAACUCUAGUCAUCUUACCUACCCCUCUUAUUAUCGAUAUAUUAACUUAAUUAUAUAUUAAAUUAAAAUAUAUAUACAGUAACCAUGGUAACUAACAAUAAACAAAUCUAAUACAAACAAGGUACCUACAUACAUGAAAUUGUUUGGAGAGAAACCUGCCAUUGUACUCAACAAUUGUUUAAAAGUUUUAAUUUUGAAGAUAUAUUAAUUCUUGAACAGUGGUCAUAACAAUUAACUAUGCUAUCACAUAUCUUAGUUUGAUGAACAUUUGAUUCAAGGAUUGACUCUGCCUCAACAGUGAAGUAU
Messenger RNA from Magallana angulata, 1623 nucleotides. Its product is annotated as DEP domain-containing mTOR-interacting protein-like. NCBI's taxonomy places the organism in Eukaryota, Metazoa, Mollusca, Bivalvia, Ostreida, Ostreidae. Gene Ontology annotation, biological process: intracellular signal transduction. The record is from RefSeq and is a predicted model, not a curated record. Gene Ontology annotation, molecular function: protein binding. The transcript has 9 exons. The coding region runs from base 122 to 1267 and encodes 381 amino acids.